This is a messenger RNA of Glycine soja, 1400 nucleotides long. RefSeq names its product putative serine/threonine-protein kinase-like protein CCR3. The transcript is spliced from 2 exons. The record is from RefSeq and is a predicted model, not a curated record. Gene Ontology annotation, molecular function: protein serine/threonine kinase activity; ATP binding. Gene Ontology annotation, biological process: protein phosphorylation. Lineage: Eukaryota; Viridiplantae; Streptophyta; Magnoliopsida; Fabales; Fabaceae. The coding region runs from base 752 to 1267 and encodes 171 amino acids.
UUUGUCUCUACUGAUGUCUUGAGCUUGACAAAGAGUUGGAUCAGAAUCUAGUAUCACAUGAUUAAACAACCAGUCCAUACAUUUAACUUUUAGUUAAUAUCUUUCCUCAACUCUUUUGUCUUUGUGAAGGUGUCAUGGUGCUAAGCCUCCUCCUAAUCCAGAGUUUACUCUUAAACCAAAGAAAAAGAUUAUACAACAAAGUGAAAGUGUUCCUGGCACUCCAUGCCCUCCGUGCCCAGAACUUGUGUGGAGAUCAUGUGUUGGGAAACACAUUGGAGCUGAGAGAAUGAUGGUCUGCUCUGAUAAAUCAACAAUGCAAUGGCUAGUGAUGGAGAAGAUUUGGAAGCAUCCCAUCCCCAUGUCCAUGGUUUUCCUUCAUCAACGGACCAUGCGAUUAGUAGUUAUGGAGGAGAUUUGGGAGGAUCAAGUUUCCCUGUGCAUGGUUUUCAAUUAUACCCUCUGGCUGAGCUUGUAGCAGCCACCAACAAGAGAUUGAAACCAGGUGGUCAAAGAGAAAGGAGCUUCAAGAGAUUGUACUUGGGUAUUGAUUGGUGUUUGAGUACAUUGCAAGGUUAGCGGGGUGUUGAAUUCGUGGAAAAGGAGGAUCAAAAUUGCCUUGGAUGCUUCCCGAGGAAUACAAUAUCUUCAUAACUAUGCCGUUCCAUGUAUUAUUCAUGGAGAUAUUAAGUCUUCCAACAUUCUUCUUGACGCCACUUGGACGGCAAGAGUAUCUGAUUUUGGAUUGUCAUUUAUGAAGAAGACAGCUGGAACCGUUGGAUACAUUGAUCCUGAGUACUUAGCUGGACAUGUGGUGACAGCAAAGAGUGAUGUGUAUGGGCUUGGAGUUGUACUUCUUGAACUUUUAACGGGUAAGACAGCUAUAUUCAAGUCUGGGGACGAUGGAGGCAGUGUGGUGGACUUUGCAGUGCCUCAUAUUUUGUCUGGAGAAUGGGUGAAAAUUUUGGAUCCAAGGAUUGGACCUCCUGACGAGAAUGAAGCAGAUGCAGUCGAGUUAGUGGCCUACACAGCUCUCCAUUGUGUGAAAUUGGAAGGGAAAGAUAGACCAACCAUUGUUGAAGUAGUGGUCAAUUUGGAGAGCGCUUUGGCUAGUUGUUGUCAUAGCAGCCAUGAAAGGAUUUCCAGCGCUACUAUCCCUGUUGUUUCUGUUGUUUUACCUACCAAAAAGAAAAAAGAAAAAUUUCUGUUGUUUCACAAUGAUAUAGUUCAACCCGGGGAAAGUUGGGAGCAAAUAUUGUUGAAUUUAUGAUUACUUAUUGAUUCUUUCUGAUAUAUUGCAUGGGUAAUCUCUUGGCGGGUAAAGAUUAGGGGGAUCAUGUACAUUACCCUGUAGUAUUGCAGAUUGUUGAAUUUCGCGAAAUUACCAACUGCCAGGCCGAAAA